Molecule: messenger RNA, 501 nt
Organism: Chaetura pelagica (chimney swift)
Lineage: Eukaryota; Metazoa; Chordata; Aves; Apodiformes; Apodidae
Gene: TSPAN6
Product: tetraspanin 6
Exons: 6
Coding region: 19-501 (160 amino acids)
Cellular component (GO): membrane
Source: RefSeq, a predicted model, not a curated record
UGCCGUGGCAGCACCUGGAUGCUCAAGCUGUACGCCAUGCUCCUGUCCCUCAUCUUCCUCAUCGUCCUGGUGGCUGCCGUCGUGGGGUUCGUCUUCAGGCACGAGAUUAAGACAAACUUUGAGAGCAACCUCAACCUGGCCUUGAGGGACUACAACGUGACCGCGGAUCGGCACAGCGAGGCCGUUGACACCAUCCAGAGAACCCUGCACUGCUGUGGGGUGCAGAACUACUCGGACUGGGAGAGGACUGAGUACUUCACCCAGAGGGGCAUUCCCCAGAGCUGCUGCAAAAGCCAGGAUGACUGCUCAGAGGAAGAUCUGAAAGACCCGGACAAAGCCAAGCUGAAAGGUUGUUUCUUCCUGGUAACAUCAACGAUGGAGUCAAAAAUGAGUGUUGUGGCUGGAAUCUCCUUUGGCAUUGCCUGCUUCCAGUUGAUUGGCAUUGUUCUUGCCUGCUGCCUGUCCCAGUACAUCACAAACAACCAGUACGAGAUGGUGUAG